AUGGAGAAGCACUCGCGGCCGAGGAGUCCUCCGCCGCCACCGCCGCCGCCGCCGCCGGCGCAACCGCCACCGCUUCCCGCAGGGACACGCAAAGCCACGCCCCCGCCGCCACCGACGUCCCCGGUGAAGCAGUCGGUGCCCAUCGUGCCUCUGUUGCUGCUCAGCAUGAUGGUCCCGAAGAAAGAGAAGUCGCCUGACCCGUCUGUCUCCCCGCCUGCUGUGUCUCCCUUCCCGCUCUCCGUGUGGCCCACUUUGCUGCACUCGCCCCCAGCGGUGGUGCCUCCCCCUCAGUCACCGGUAUCCAUUCCUGACUCCAUUUCUUCUUCAUUACAUUCCCAAAAUGCACUGGAUCGGAACCAGAUUGUACCUGUCUGUCCUUCAGAGGUCGAUGCGCAGGACACAUUUGCCUCGAUGCCACCACUGCCUGCUGACGUUUUCACUGGCGAAGACAGUUCUUCAUCCUCUGUGAUCAUCAUUUCUCCUCCGCCUCCGGCUGUACCUCGUCCAACGACGAUGCCUCACAGCAAUGAGCAGUUGCGUGCGUUUCCAGUUCCCGCACCGUGGCCGACUUCACUAGAGUUACCAUUUAUACCUCUUCCAUCUGGAGAAUCACGCGUACUGAAGAAAGUAGAGUCAGUAUCACCACAACCUCAACGGACUUUCGCAUCUGUGGGUUUUUUUCCUGAGAAUGUUGCAGACAUACCUCUGCCAGAUGCACCACCUCCACCUCUCUGCAAUGGAUUGUCGAUACCUCUGCCCCCUAGGUCUCUCCUGUCUGCGCCUGGCAGUUCUUUAAACAAUCCUGUGGAGUCCUAUCAUUCUGAUGAAGGCGAAUUUCUUACGUCCUCAAAUCUAGUAGUGGACAUGGAUUUGGAUGAAGAUUCAGCAGAGGAACGAAUGAUCGAGAUAACAGAAAAUGUGCAAAAUAUGAUGUAGGACAUCUGCCAGUGAAUGUAAAUGGGGGGAUUAUACGGGUUGGCAGUUGUAAAUAUGUUUCCCUUGAGUGUAGAUAAGUAUGUUAAUUUUU
Molecule: messenger RNA, 1027 nt
Organism: Gryllus bimaculatus (two-spotted cricket)
Lineage: Eukaryota; Metazoa; Arthropoda; Insecta; Orthoptera; Gryllidae
Source: the annotation of a GenBank genome assembly